This is a messenger RNA of Haplochromis burtoni (Burton's mouthbrooder), 2656 nucleotides long. RefSeq names its product chromosome unknown C19orf67 homolog (gene cunh19orf67). NCBI's taxonomy places the organism in Eukaryota, Metazoa, Chordata, Actinopteri, Cichliformes, Cichlidae. The record is from RefSeq and is a predicted model, not a curated record. Bases 45 to 1004 code for a protein of 319 amino acids. The transcript is spliced from 8 exons.
UUGACCUUGGACAAGAGGCUGACGUGCAAAAGAAGGCGGGAAGCAUGUCGGUCACUGAAGUGUCAGCAUCAGGGCAACACCUGGAUCUGGAUCUGCAGGAUUCAAACGGCAAGGACCGUCUGCAAAUCGGCACAUAUACAGGUGUUUCAGAGGCGGAGAAGCAACUAUCGUUUUUAGCUGACGUUGCUGUGGCGCCAUCCUGUGCUAAAUAUGGGUGCUGCAGCUGCCCAGACUUGAGCCAGGUUGAGAAAAGCAUCUGGCUGCAGCUCCAGUUCUUCUUGAGCAAAACAGAUUGCGUACUUGACUGCCUCAUCCAGGGGCAGAAGUGUGUAAGCAGGGACACUGUAGUUACUGCUGUGCAGAAUUUCCUGUACACCUGUCAGCCUUUCUUUAACCACCUGGAACACCUAACCAGAAGCAUCGUGUCCCAAAGCAACCCUCUGCCAGCUGAGAGUUGCACAAGGCUGUUGGACUUCUCUCAGCAGCUGUGUGACAAGUUGGAGCAGAUGCUGCUGAGGUGUUCCAGCUACAAUCUUCUCAGUUUGGAUGAGAAGGAGCCCCAAAGCGUGUCUCAGUUCUGCAUCGGCCAGAGUCAGCUCGGCCACCUGAGGCUGACCGUUUUCCGUUACUGUGUACCCACGCCGUACCUCUCCCAGGUCAACACGGGGCUGUACAAACGCAUGCGCUGGAAUGUGGAGAAACUCCACAACGAUGAAGAGAAAGAGGCAGAAACUGAUUACUACUUCCUGUGCUGUGAGGAUUUCAGGCCAAACAGAGGCGCUGAUGAUAGCUGCGGUCAUGAUGAUCUGAAGGGGAUCUGGUCCAUUGGUCGCUGGGUGCAGGUGGACCCGGAUCCCAACUCAGAUGAUAUAAAUGACUGGAUCUUGUGUGAGGUCCCUCUGGCCAACUACCACAGACUCUUGUUUCUGGGUGAGGACGAGCCGUCUAGCUGCAAGGCUACAGACUCCCUGAUGAAGCUGCUUUUGACUCUGGAGACAGAUUAGCAACGAGCAUCGUUUUGGUGCCUUAUACAAGACCUAAGAAACUGUUCAAGGUUUAAAGUACGUUGAAUGCAGCGUGUUGCCGAUUCAUCUGCAUCCAGCUGAUGCGAGACGUUUGAACAUCUAGUUUCAGUUUGGACGUCAGAGCAAGAAUUAAGUAUUUGUGUGUUUCCGUGUUGUUUGCGAUACGUGACCACUUCACUGGUUGGUCACAGCGACUGCAUUCAGGCAUGCUACUUUUACGUUCACCGCUUCAUUCAGACACUCCUGCAGCAGUGAUUGAGAGUUGUGUCCUGCCCCACCCAGACGGGCUGAGAGUGGACAUGCUUUAACGUUACUGCAAACAAUAGAGGCUGUUCUCUGCUCAUCUGAUUAACCCAUAUCGACAUCUAGAGUCUUGUACUACUGUGACUCGGCAUAAACAAAUCCUACUACAUUUACUGCAGUCAUAUUAGCAUCACAGCUGUUGAUGGCAAUUGACCAGGAGACCCCUUUAGACCUGAAGCUGAGCUGUUCAGAUGACAUCUGGAAACCAAUCCUUAACCUUAAAAAUAAAAGGACAGCGUCUUAAACACAUCUGUGGGAACUCUGGGAAAGCGGUGCAUGUCUGAAGGGGCUCUAUUAGUGCACGUCAUCAUAUUUUAAAGUAGACAAAGCCUGUUGCGCACGAACCCUAGAAUGUCCAGCUGUUAGAAGGUUCAGUGUCUUUUAGUUUGCAUCUGGACAUCAGAAGAGAAACUGUUCUACUUUUGUUAGCUGUAAAAACACAGAGGCGCCUGAAAACCUGAGGAGGUGAAGUUGUUCAAUACUGUGAAGUUUGCAUGUAUGGUUUUUAGGUUGUAAAAGAUUUCUGCAGAGUUCAUGUCUGAUGUUUUCAACAUUCCCACAGUUGUACAAUUUGUAAUCGCUCAUGUUGAGAAAAGGCAAAGUGUUAUUAAAAAAAAAACCCAUUUUAUUUACAUGAAACAUUGCAUUGUAAUAAUUACACACAUCACAGAUUUGCCUACAGAAAUGAACAAAGACAUUACACUUCAGAACAAGCUGCCACGGUCUGGGCCUUGAGAGAGACGGCCCGAUUCGGUUCAUUUCACCCGGUUCAUGAAGACAUUAAAGGAGCACACACACACAGGCUUCAUUUUCAAUAAAUUACAAAGCAAAUGAGAGACCGACGGACUCUGAGCCCAAGUAAAUAACGAAAUGUGUUCAGUUUGACCUUGUAACCAUUCAGCUCAUUAGUUCUGUUGGUUGAACAUGAAGAAAGGCAAUUUACUUAGAAUAAAAUCUACCAUUUACACUCAACAUCUUUCAUUCUCUAUUCAAUAAAAAUCUAAAUAUAACUCUUAAAACUGCUACUAUAACUCUAAAACUCUGAAGUACAAAAGUAAAGUGGAGUAUCCCUUCAUUACAGUGAUCAGUCUUUAAUGAUAUACCCGCAAAUACUUGAAAACACACCAAGGACAUAAAAAAUACUGAGCGCCACGUGUUCCCCGCCUGGAGCUGCAGGAAUGCAAACUUUAGAAUACGCUCGAACAUGUGGCGGACUCUCUGCUGGAGCCAAUCGUGGGAAAGGGCAAAGUACCGAACAUCGAGUCUCAGUCUGCGGUUUAAUAUUCGGGUCCCUGCUUUGAAUUCCAUUAUCAAACACAAUUCGGUCU